Molecule: messenger RNA, 606 nt
Organism: Acanthamoeba castellanii str. Neff
Lineage: Eukaryota; Discosea; Longamoebia; Acanthamoebidae
Product: lysophospholipase
Exons: 6
Coding region: 1-606 (201 amino acids)
Biological process (GO): protein depalmitoylation
Cellular component (GO): cytoplasm
Molecular function (GO): carboxylic ester hydrolase activity; palmitoyl-(protein) hydrolase activity
Source: RefSeq, a predicted model, not a curated record
AUGAUGCGGUUCAACCGUGCCAACCCCCACCUCAAAUUCAUUCUCCCCACCGCCCCCAAGAGACCUGUGACGAUCAGUUACGGGCAGCGCAUGCCGGCGUGGUACGACAUAAAGACGCUCUCGUCGCGCGACCACGAGGACUUUGACGGUCUCCCCGAGUCGAGCCAGCGAAUCGAGAAGCUGAUCAAAACGGAGAUCGAGAACGGCAUACCCGCCUCGCGCAUCGUUGUCGGCGGCUUCAGCCAGGGUGCUGCGCUUUCGCUCUACACUGGGUUCCGGCUGUCUGAGCGACUGGGAGGCAUCAUCGCCAUGAGCGGCUACUUGCCCAUUCGAGAACAGAAGAGCCAGGAUUAUAUCAACACCAUCACCGACCUGUCGAAGGAGACUCCGCUGCUGAUGUGCCACGGCACCGCCGACAACGUUGUGCGCUACGAGUGGGGCCAAAAGUCGUUCGCGCUGCUCAAGUCUGGUGGAGUUCAAAAGGCGACGCUGCGGUCAUACCCCAACAUGCAGCACUCGGCGUGCGUCGAGGAGCUGGCCCACAUCCAGGAGUUCCUCGCCGAGGUGCUCCCGCCGCUGCCCGCCGACGACGACCGCAAGGAGUGA